AUGGCUGCAGAUAACCGUGCGGAUGCCGACAUUGCAGGCUUGACUGAGUCUAUGGGCCGUGCUGGUAUCAAUGGUAUGGACGACUCCCGUCUUGGACCUGACGGCGAAGCUGCACCCAGGACCGAGGAGGAGUACGCCCAAUCACAAAUGACUCUUCGUGCUAUAGUCUCCUCGAAGGAGGCAGGUGUGAUCAUAGGCAAGGCAGGCAAAAACGUCGCGGACUUGAGGGAAGAGACGGGGGUCAAGGCUGGAGUGAGCAAGGUCGUACAAGGCGUUCAUGACCGUGUCUUGACGGUCACCGGAGGAUUAGAGCAGAUCGCAAAAGCGUAUUCAAUUGUUUGCAAAGCUCUUUUGGAAGGUGCCCCGCAAAUGGGUAUGGGAGGUGUUAUAUCCACAAAUGGAACACAUCCCAUCCGUCUGCUGAUCUCGCACAAUCAAAUGGGCACAAUCAUCGGCCGCCAAGGUCUCAAGAUCAAGCAUAUUCAGGACGUCUCGGGCGUCCGCAUGGUCGCUCAAAAGGAGAUGCUACCACAAUCGACUGAACGCAUUGUGGAAGUACAGGGAACUCCUGAAGGUAUUCAGAAGGCAGUGUGGGAAAUAGGUAAAUGUUUGGUGGACGAUUGGCAACGUGGCACUGGCACGGUGCUCUACAACCCCGCGGUACGGGCUGAGGCUGGCCGAGGCGGUCCACUUGCAGGACCUCUGGCUGGCGCACCACCUCCAUAUUCUGGACCUCGCUCGUAUAACAGGACUGGAAAUGGUGCUGAUUUCAGUGACAAUUCAUAUCGUCGUUCGAACUCCGAUGCUGGACCCCGUGGGCCCCCAACUACGACAGAAGAAGGCGAAGAAAUUCAGACCCAAAAUAUCAGUAUCCCAUCAGAUAUGAUUAGCGAGAUCCGAAAAACCUCAGGUGCAAGAAUUUCGAUUGCGAAAGCCCCACAUGACGAGAGCGGUGAGCGAAUGUUCACCAUCAUGGGAAGCGCCGGUGCGAACGAAAAGGCUCUCUACCUCCUCUACGAGAAUCUCGAAGCUGAAAAAAUGCGGCGAAGCACACAACCCCAGCAAGACUGA
This is a messenger RNA of Bacidia gigantensis, 1071 nucleotides long. RefSeq lists its product as uncharacterized. Gene Ontology annotation, biological process: 3'-UTR-mediated mRNA stabilization. Bases 1 to 1071 code for a protein of 356 amino acids. Gene Ontology annotation, cellular component: nucleus; cytoplasm. Lineage: Eukaryota; Fungi; Ascomycota; Lecanoromycetes; Lecanorales; Ramalinaceae. The transcript is spliced from 3 exons. Gene Ontology annotation, molecular function: mRNA 3'-UTR AU-rich region binding. The record is from RefSeq and is a predicted model, not a curated record.